AUGGACCCGGGCCCCGAGGACGCGGCAGGAGGGGGACCGCCCGCGCCCCGGCCCCGCCGCCGCCGCUCCCUGCGCCGCCUGUUCAGCCGCUUCCUGCUGGCGCUGGGCAGCCGCUCCCGCCCCGGGGACUCGCCGCCCCGGCCCCAGCCGGGACCCUGCGACGGCGACGGUGAGGGGGGCUUUGCCUGCGCCGCGGGCCGGGCCCCAGCGGCCCCCGGGAGCCCCGGGGAGGAGCGCCCGCCGGGACCGCACCCCCAGCUCCAGCUCCCUGCCGGCGAUGGGGCGCGGCCGCCGGGCGCCCAGGGCUUGAAGAACCACGGCAACACCUGUUUCAUGAACGCCGUGGUGCAGUGUCUCAGCAACACCGACCUGCUGGCCGAGUUCCUGGCGCUGGGGCGCUACCGGGCGGCGCCGGGCCGCGCCGAGGUCACCGAGCAGCUGGCGGCGCUGGUGCGCGCGCUCUGGACUCGCGAAUACACACCCCAACUUUCCGCGGAGUUCAAGAAUGCAGUUUCCAAGUAUGGCUCUCAGUUCCAAGGCAAUUCCCAGCACGACGCUCUGGAAUUCCUGCUCUGGUUGCUGGAUCGUGUACAUGAGGACCUGGAGGGUUCAUCCCGAGGGUCGGUGUCUGAGAAGCUUCCACCUGAAGCCAAUAAAACCUCUGAGAACUGCCUGUCACCAUCAGCUCAGCUUUCUCUAGGUCAAAGCUUUGUGCAAAGCCACUUUCAAGCACAAUAUAGGUCUUCCUUGACUUGUCCCCACUGCCUGAAGCAGAGCAACACCUUUGAUCCUUUCCUGUGUGUGUCCCUACCUAUCCCCUUGCGCCAGACGAGGUUCUUGAGUGUCACCUUGGUCUUCCCCUCUAAGAGCCAGCGGUUCCUGCGGGUUGGCCUGGCCGUGCCGAUCCUCAGCACAGUGGCAGCCCUGAGGAAGAUGGUUGCAGAGGAAGGCGGCAUCCCUGUAGAUGAGGUGAUCUUGGUUGAACUGUAUCCCAGUGGAUUCCAGCGGUCUUUCUUUGAUGAAGAGGAUCUGAAUACCAUUGCAGAGGGAGAUAAUGUGUAUGCCUUUCAAGUUCCUCCCUUACCCAGUCAGGGGACUCUCUCAGCUCAUCCACUGGGUCUGUCACUCUCCCCACGCUUGGCAGCCCGUGAGGGUCAGCGAUUCUGCCUCUCCCUCCACAGUGAGAGCAAGGUGCUAAUCCUCUUCUGUAACUUGGUGGGGUCAGGGCAGCAGGCUAGCAGGUUUGGGCCACCCUUCCUGAUAAGGGAAGACAGAGCUAUUUCCUGGGCCCAGCUCCAGCAGUCUAUCCUCAGCAAGGUCCGCCAUCUUAUGAAGAGUGAGGCCCCUGUACAGAACCUGGGGUCUCUGUUCUCCAUCCGUGUUGUGGGGCUUUCUGUGGCCUGCAGCUAUUUGUCCCCAAAGGACAGUCGGCCCCUCUGUCACUGGGCAAUUGACAGGGCUUUGCAUCUCAGGAGGCCAGGAGGCCCUCCACAUGUCAAGCUGGCGGUGGAGUGGGAUGGCUCUGUCAAGGAGCGCCUGUUCGGGAACCUCCAGGAGGAGCGGGCGCAGGAUGCCGACAGCGUGUGGCAGCAGCAGCAGGCACACCGGCAGCACAGCUGUACCUUGGAUGAAUGUUUUCAGUUCUACACCAAGGAGGAGCAGCUGGCCCAGGACGAUGCCUGGAAGUGUCCCCACUGCCAAGUCCUGCAGCAGGGGAUGGUGAAGCUGAGUUUGUGGACGCUGCCUGACAUCCUCAUCAUCCACCUGAAAAGGUUCUGCCAGGUCGGCGAGAGAAGAAACAAGCUCUCCACGCUGGUGAAGUUUCCGCUCUCUGGACUCAACAUGGCUCCCCACGUGGCCCAGAGAAGCACCAGCCCCGAGGCAGGGCUGGGCCCCUGGCCUUCCUGGAAGCAGCCGGGCUGCCUGCCCACCAGUUACCCACUGGACUUCCUGUACGACCUGUAUGCCGUCUGCAACCACCACGGCAACCUGCAAGGUGGGCAUUACACAGGUGAGCCUUGCCUUGCCUCUCUGCACAUGCAGCUGUGGCCACAGCCUCGAGAUGUCCCCAGAAUAGGUGCUGCUGGGAUGCUGAGCUCCCUGGGGCACUUAAUGAGACCUGCCCCCCACCUACCACAUACCAGGGCAUGUGCAGGAGCAGAGGGGAUCUUGCCCCAGGCUGGAGUUGGGUGUAGCCUACCUCUCUGUGCUUACUCCGCAGGCUCGACCAGCUCCUCCCUGUCUGAUCACUGGCUCCUGCGGCUCGGGAGCAACACUGGCAGCACGAGGGGAAGCCUGCUGUCCUGGAGCUCUGCCCCCUGCCCCUCCCUGCCCCAGGUUCCUGACCCUGCCAUCUUCACCAACAGCCUCUGCAACCAGGAAAAGGGAGGGUUGGAGUGCAGGCGGUUGGUGCGUGGCCUGAAAGGCAGAAGCAUUAGCAUGAAGGCGCCCACCACUUCCCGAGCCAAGCAGGGGCCCUUCAAGACCAUGCCCCUGCGGUGGUCCUUUGGAUCCAAGGAGAAGUCAUCGGGUGCCUCCGUUGAGUUAGUGGAGUACUUGGAAUCCAGACGAAGGCCUCGGUCCACCAGCCAGUCCAUUGUGUCGCUGUUGACGGGGACCGCGGUUGAGGACGAGAGGUCAGCAUCGCCGAGGUCAAACGUCGCCCUUCCUGCUAAAAGUGAAGAUGGUGGGCGAGCCGUCGAAAGAGGUCCAGGCGGGGUGGCCUGUCCCUCGGCUCAACCCAACCACUGUCUGGCCCCUGGAAACUUAGAUGGUCCAAACACAGCAAGGAAACCCAAGGAAAAUGCAGUGCAAGAUAUUAGGCUUCCCAGAAAGUUUGACCUGCCCCUCACUGUGAUGCCUUCAGUGGAGCAUGAGAAACCAGCCCGACCAGAGUGUCAGAAGGCCAUGAGCUGGAAGGAGAGCUUCCAGAUGGGAAGCAAGAGCAGCCCACCCUCCCCCUAUGUGGGGUUCUCUGGAAACAGCAAAGACAGCCGCAGAGGCACCCCUGAGAUAGACAGACCCCUGCAGGGGACACUCACCCUUCUGAGGUCUGUGUUUCGGAAGAAGGAGAACAGGAGGAAUGACAGGGCAGAGGUCUCCCCACAGGUGCCCCCCAUCUCCCUGGUGAGUGGCAGGCUGAGCCCUGCCAUGGAUGGGCGGGUUCCAGGCUCACCUCCUUCCUUCAGGAUCCCAGAGGGCCUGGCCAGGGGCCUGGGUGGCCGGCUGGAGAGAGAUGUCUGGUCAGCCCCCAGCUCUCUCCGCCUCCCUCGCAAAGUCAGUAGGACUCCGAGAGGCAGCGCGCUGGGCACGUCGCAAAGGACUGUUCCAGGGGAGCAGGCUUCUCAUGGCACCUUCCAGAGGGUCAAAUACCACACUCUUUCCUUAGGUCGAAAGAAAACCUUACCGGAGUCCAGCUUUUGAUGGAGCGUGUCAGUAUUGUGUGACGCUGGCGUUCGUGGGACUUUGCCGAGCAGUUGUAGGCAACUUGUGUUGAGAGUGGGUUUCCAGGAAGCCAGUUGUCUUAUAAUCCCUGAAAAAAAAAUUUUUUUUUUGGUCUCCAUAUCUAGACUUUCAACACCUAACUUCCACAUAACCCAAGGUCCAAAACCUUCCUGUAUGGUUGGAUGCUUUGCUACAGUCUGGCCACUAGAGGAUGCUAUUGGGUCAGUAUUUCCAGUUUCAGGGCAAGAACUGAUAUUUACUAAAGAGAUUUGGAUGUGGGCAAACUAGGUGAGCCUGGUUAAUAAGAAUCUUCAAUAUCAUGUCAAAUGUUGUCAUUGACUUCUUCUUUUUCUUUCUUUCUUUUUUUUUUAAAUUGUGGAUUUAGAGAAAAAUAUUUUAUUUUUAAUGCUUUUCUGGGAUAAGCAUUAAAGAUGCCAAAAAAGAAAAUAAAAAUGAGAACAGAAUGAUAGUGAUGGUCAGGCAAGAUUCUAGCAAAGAGAGAUGAGAGAGAAAUGACUGAGAUUUCAGGUGAAUAUUUAAUAUAUUAAAAGUUGUAUUAAAGUUUUUCAAGGCAUUUUAAAAAUGACUAUUUUGAUACUAGAAAAAAAAUGUUCAUUUUUAAAUUUAAAUAUGAAAUCUAUGUACCAUUUUAAUAAAAUCCCGUCCAUGGAACCUGCAUGUCUGUCUAAAUUAUUCAAGUAUGAUAAAUGACCUUGCUUCAUUCCUGCUGAGUAAACUUGCUUUGUUGCUGUUGCUAUCAGAAAGUAGUUUCUUGAGUUCUUUCUUUUCUUUUUUUUGAGGCAGAGUAAUUUUAGGUACUAUAAGUAUUAUGAAAUUUAACAGGAUCACAUGCAACUUGGUCAGGGAAAGCCAGUGUGGGCAUUCGGCUACUUGCUGAGGUCAGUCAACUAAGCACUCAGAAUACUGAAAUAUCCUAAGAAAGAGGCCAGUUUCCACUGGGCCUGCCAAGAUGCAAACUUGGGUUAGGAAUCCGUUUAUCACCUGGCCACCAUAAGCUCCUGUUCAGACUGAAAAAGCCCAGUGGUGCUCUGGCUUCCUGGGGCUUAGUGUCAGCCCAGGCAAAUGGCUGCAGUUUCUUUUGGGAAUGGCUGGGAGAAACUUUAUGGGGCAGAUGUGGGGUCAUAGAAGGAUUCUUCCUCAAUAGUACCCAACCAUCCUGUCAUUUAAGAGAGUCUGGAUUCUACAUGGAUGAGUUCUU
Messenger RNA from Sapajus apella (tufted capuchin), 4663 nucleotides. It is a transcript of the gene USP43, whose product is annotated as ubiquitin specific peptidase 43. Gene Ontology annotation, molecular function: cysteine-type deubiquitinase activity. The transcript has 14 exons. Bases 1 to 3423 code for a protein of 1140 amino acids. The record is from RefSeq and is a predicted model, not a curated record. NCBI's taxonomy places the organism in Eukaryota, Metazoa, Chordata, Mammalia, Primates, Cebidae. Gene Ontology annotation, biological process: protein deubiquitination.